Molecule: messenger RNA, 1961 nt
Organism: Pseudopodoces humilis (Tibetan ground-tit)
Lineage: Eukaryota; Metazoa; Chordata; Aves; Passeriformes; Paridae
Gene: SLC2A10
Product: solute carrier family 2 member 10
Biological process (GO): D-glucose transmembrane transport; circulatory system development
Cellular component (GO): membrane
Molecular function (GO): D-glucose transmembrane transporter activity
Source: RefSeq, a predicted model, not a curated record
CGCUCCGCUCCGCGCCCGCCGGGCUCAGCCCCGCCAUGGGUCGUGCACUGCUGGUCCUCCUCUUGUCUGCAACAGUGUCUCUCCUGGGCGGGCUGAUAUUUGGAUAUGAGUUGGGGAUAAUCUCUGGAGCACUGCUGCAGCUGCAGGCAGAUUUCCAGCUCAGCUGCUUCAAGCAAGAAGUUCUGGUGAGCGCCGUCCUUAUCGGAGCGCUCCUCGCCUCCCUGGCUGGGGGGAUCCUCAUCGACCGCCACGGCCGGAGGAGAGCAAUCCUGGUCAGCAACUUGGUCCUCUUGGUGGGCAGCCUCAUCCUCACUCUGGCGAGGUCAUUCACCGUGCUGGUCAUUGGGCGCAUGACCGUGGGCUUUGCCAUCUCUGUCUCAUCCAUGGCCUGCUGCAUCUACGUCUCAGAGAUGGUGGCUGCUCACCGGCGAGGCCUGCUGGUGUCUCUCUACGAGGCGGGAAUCACCGUGGGCAUCCUGCUGUCCUACGCACUGAAUUACAUCUUUGCGGAUGUGGAUGAGGGGUGGAGGUACAUGUUUGGACUGGCCAUUGCCCCGACGGCCAUGCAGUUCCUCAGCAUCCUCUUUCUCCCAGUGAACCCUGUUAAAUUAAGCUCAUGGGACUCAGACUGCCAGAAGGGCCUCAUCCCAUUGCAGGACACCGAGGACAGAGCAGCAGCCAAGCGGGAGCCCUGUCAGGAGAGGCAUUACUCAUUUCUUGAUCUUUUCAGGACCAGAGACAACAUGAGAAGGCGGACUCUGGUGGGCCUGGGACUGGUGCUCUUCCAGCAGUUCACUGGACAGCCCAAUGUGCUGGGCUAUGCCUCCAAAAUCUUCCACUCGGUGGGGUUCCAGAGCAACUCCUCAGCGAUCCUGGCCUCAGUCGGGCUGGGAGCAAUAAAGGUGGUGGCCACGCUGGUGGCCAUGGCCUUGGCAGACAAGGCAGGCAGGAGAGUGCUGCUCAUGGCUGGCUGUGUGGUGAUGGCCUUCUCCGUCACCACCAUUGGCCUCACCAGCCGCAUGGCUCCGCUGGCCAUGGCCAGGGACUGCAAAGCUGCCGCGGGCCCCAAUGCAUCUCAGAGCCUCAGCCAGCACCCCCUGGCACCUGUGCUCCCCCAGUCUGUGGUGUCACCCGUCCCACCAGUGUCAGGUGCUGUCAAAAGUCAGGCAGGCCCUGGUUUUGCUGCCACAAGGAGCCUUACAAACGUUUUUGCCAGCAUUCAAAGCAAAGAGGUUGUUCCUAAUUCUUUCCUCGCUCAGAAAAGGGACUUGGUGGGUCAGUCCAAGAAAGGAAUGGUGGAAAGCACAGGCCCUCCUCUCGGUCCUGCUCCCUGGGCACAACAUACGGUCUUAAAUUGGAUUACACUGCUGAGCAUGAUGGCUUUUGUGAGUGCCUUCUCAAUUGGAUUUGGGCCAAUGACCUGGCUGGUCCUGAGUGAGAUUUACCCUGCUGGGAUAAGAGGAAGAGCCUUUGCUUUCUGUAACAGCUUUAACUGGGCUGCUAAUUUACUGAUCAGCCUCUCCUUCCUGGACCUUAUUGAUGCCAUUGGGUUCUCUUGGAUGUUUCUUCUCUAUGGGCUGGUGGGAGUGAUGGCUGUUGUAUUCAUUUACCUUUUUGUGCCGGAAACAAAAGGACAAUCCCUGGAGGAGAUAGACCAGCAGUUCUCCAGGAAACGGGUGUGGGAAGGAAAUGUGUUCAAGCAGAGACGAGGAAGAGGAGCGAGCUGCACACACGCACAGUACCAGAGAGUGGAGCACGCCAGCAGCACGUGAAACCAGCGACCUGCCCACAGCAUCGUGUGUGAGGAGUUUCACCAGCAGAGGAGCAGCCUGGGCCAUCAGGACACUUCUUCUUUAGGGCCUUUAAGUGGUGACCUCUGGUCAGUGACAGUUCUCCCUGCAGUGCCUUAGAUCUGGGAACAUGCCACCAGCGUGUCCUUUGGGUCCUUGGAGAAUCACGGU